AUGAGUGACGAGUGGACCAGCGACUUGGUUGAGGGCGAAGAGAGCGAAGAGAGCGAAGAAGAUACAGUUGAGACGGUGGAGAUUAAAGGAGCCAUUGAUAAAGCCCUGCGUUCUAUCGACACAAAUGGAGACUUUGCCUAUUUCCACUCUAUAAACCGGUCGCUGAACCCUAGCCUCCAUAUCAACGGACUGGGUCGUGUGGUGGAUCUACCGCUGUCUCCGGAGGAUGCCAAAGCUGUCGUCGACCUCUGUCACAGAAGCCCGUUUGGAAAAGGGGCCGAGACCCUGGUCGACACGUCUGUCCGGAAGUGCUGGGAGCUGAACGUUGCUGAUUUUGAUCUCAAAGCCCCUGGCUGGGGGAACUAUAUGAAGAAAGUCGUCGCCGAUGUCAGCAAGGGGCUGGGGAUUGCUCAUCAGGCGGAUUCGAUCAGGGCAGAUCCUUACAAACUGCUCCUUUAUGAGGAGGGAGCAUUCUUCCUAUCGCAUCAGGAUUCUCCAAAGGCUGAUGGGAUGUUUGCUACUUUGGUCGUCUGCCUUCCCACAAAGCAUGAAGGAGGUGAAAUAAUUCUCAAGCAUGAUGACAAAAGUCUGGUAUUCAAAACUUCCACCACAUCGAGAGCUGGUUUCUCAUAUGCUGCGUGGUAUUCAGACGUUUUCCACGAGGUCCAACCGAUCACUGCGGGUUAUCGUCUGGUACUUACCUACAACUUGAUCCACGAAGGCUCAAGCGAUGUACCAAAAGCGCCCACUUCCAAGACCACGCCACUGGUCAAUGCAUUGAAACUCUGGAAAUCCCGGGUUGAAGCCGAUGGACCGGAUUUGCUCUUGUACAAGCUUUCUCACAUGUACACUGACUCCAGCCUGAGCUUUCAACGGAUGAAAGGCAAGGAUCAUCAGCGUAUGGCUGAGCUCCAGGCUGCGUGUCAAGAGUUAGGCUUCCGCCUUUAUUUGGGGAAUGUUGAACGGACAGUCACUGGAUCGUGCGAUGAAUAUCCCAACACGGAGGGAUAUUACGAGAUUGAAGAACUAAUCCAUGAUAUCACAAGCAUGAAAAAAGUAGUCGACUUGCAGGGUAACGUCAUCAGCACCAAGAUCCCCGUUAAGAAUAUCGAGUAUAUUCAAAGCCGCGUCUUACGUGGAGCCCCUACCGAUGAGGACUUUUCAGGUUACACUGGUAAUGAAGGCACUUCGGUGGCCCAUUUCUAUCGAAAUACGUCACGGGAAGAGUUCACGCAGCUUGCAAAACUAACCCUCCAUCACAAUGAAGCUUAUUACAAGAUAAAUGCGGCUUCUAAAGGUAGCUGGUUCAGGUCUAGUGAGUUCAGGAAUAAAUUUUCAGAUCCUAUCCUUAGUAUUUUGGCCCGAGGCCUCCAUAAGAUUGGAGAUUCAAAGUUAUUCGACAAUUCGAUCCAAUUACAUUCAACCUUUAUCGACCCUGAUGUCUACCCAUGUAUCGCAGAGAAUUUGGCUGGCCGUGAGUAUCCUGCCGUCAAGAAGUUCCUUGAUAAUAUCAUUCGCAAAGCUGAGGGGGAGCCCAUUAAACAAGCCACUGCUGUGGAUGACCUCGUCUCAGCUUGCCUUGCUCUUCCAGAUGAUAAAAGACCGGCAGAAUGGGAUGACUUGCUAAAUUGGAAGAAAGCCAAGUUGCUCUCUAUUCUGCCAAAAUUUCGAGGCGGCGACAAAGCCGAAGGAGAUCCCAUUGUCCGCAUCAUUGAGUUAUAUCCAGCAAUCGAUAAACUAAAAGAGACAUUGAAGCUAAGAAAACAGGUAGCAGGUUGUGGUGUCGUGGCAUCUUAUCUUUCAGUCUUGGGGGAUUCCUUUUUAAAAGGAAAGCUUGUUUUGGAAGGAUUCUCCUCCUUUUAUCAGUCUGCGAUCACAGAUCUGAUGGAAGACUUCGAUCUGGGCCAAGGCACGAUCGAUAAACGUGUGUCGUACUCUGGACCUGUUAGGGUAUGUCUUGAGUUGGACCGCUCGGCAGUUGAUAGUCAUGAUUUGAUCAAGGUCUACCGGAAUUGUCAAUCUCUCGAUAUAUCCACAUCCAUUCUUCAUGUUGGUAUUCUCAGAGCUGUGAGGAACUGCAAGACACUCAACCUAGCCUUUACCGAGAUACUCGUCCCAUUUCUUCGAUAUAUAGUGUUAAACCCACAAAUUCCACCGGAUCGUGAGGACAGGUCUCCGGAAACCAGUUUUGUUCUCAGGCUGAUAUUGGAAUAUCUCUUGAUAUUCGUUAAGCCGAGAAAUCAAGCUACGUCAAGCUGGGCACGCCCAGCAAACUCAGCCUGCUCAUGUGGCGAUUGUCGUGAACUCAAUGCUUUUUUGACAAGCUCAGUUCAAGAGUCACUGGAGCUCAAGAUUUCUUCAGGCCGUCGGGCUCACAUCCACCAGAAACUCAAUAAUGAUCCAACCAUCAGCCAUGAGACCCGUCGGGUGGGUAGCCCGUUCACAUUGGUGAUUACCAAGCUUGGCAACCCGGCUACGAUGUGGAAGAGUAGAGCAGUUGACGCCGUGAAGAAUAUCAACAACAUUGGUUCUGCCUCUGAGGUGGAGGCCUUGGUUGGAUCUAGCGCAUAUAAAUCACUUAUGGCUCUGGAUAUUGUCAUCAAGGGAGGCUCAGUGGAUGACUAUGUUGGGAGUGCAGAUACCAGUGGGAGGAAACGCUCGGCAACUUCAGAGCUCAACCCCGGUGAAGGCCCCAGCAGACGGCAAUUUGAGGUGAUUGAUUUGACAAAAUAA
This is a messenger RNA of Microsporum canis CBS 113480, 2733 nucleotides long. RefSeq lists its product as hypothetical. The transcript has 4 exons. The record is from RefSeq and is a predicted model, not a curated record. Bases 1 to 2733 code for a protein of 910 amino acids. NCBI's taxonomy places the organism in Eukaryota, Fungi, Ascomycota, Eurotiomycetes, Onygenales, Arthrodermataceae.